Messenger RNA from Oncorhynchus masou masou (cherry salmon), 1032 nucleotides. Its product is annotated as MICOS complex subunit MIC26-like. Gene Ontology annotation, biological process: cristae formation. Bases 97 to 735 code for a protein of 212 amino acids. Lineage: Eukaryota; Metazoa; Chordata; Actinopteri; Salmoniformes; Salmonidae. The transcript is spliced from 10 exons. The record is from RefSeq and is a predicted model, not a curated record. Gene Ontology annotation, cellular component: MICOS complex.
AGCGAGGUUCGGAUUGGAAUGCGACCUGAGGCGCAGCGUGUUCCCUUUCGGACACCGUAAGUACUCGAAGCUUGGCACGGUAAAAAAAAAAGGAUCAUGUACAAGGUAGCAGGUGUGGCUGCUGUGCCUGGAACCCUAUGCCUGAUUUCAGGGACUGUGUUUGCUGCCACCAAGGACAAUCCAAAUGUCACCUUAAAUACAGAUGAGCUCUCCCUCUACACUAUACCGCAGCAGAAGUUCCGCUAUGUGGAGCCGGAGAUAGGGCACUUGGAGCAAGGUGUUACCACUCUAAGGAAACUGGCAGAGCCCUACACUACUUGGUGUCAGCAAACAAGCCAUUCAGCAGUGGAAAAUGUUCAGGGUGCCAUUGGACAAGUGAAGCCCAAGGUUGAAAGUGCCAUCCAAUUAGGAAAUGAGACUUUCACUUUCCUGCAAAACCCUCCUGCUGAAUUCUACCCCCGGGCUGGGGUCAUUGGUUUUGCUGGUAUCCUUGGACUCUUUCUUGCAAGAGGCUCCAGGGUGAAGAAGCUGAUCUAUCCUACAGGACUGAUGGCUGUGGGCUACACUAUGUACUACCCCCAGCAAGCCGCAUCAAUCGCCAAGAACACAGGAGACUCGUUGUACGAUUUUGCCCUGCAGGGCUACGUUAAUGUAGAGAAGGUGUUCAAGUCAGUGGAGGGGAAGCCAAUGAAAAAAGAGAAACCAGAGGAAAAUAAACCAGAAGAAACCAGAUGAGAAGAGCUGCAGAGGCCAAACCAUGAUCGCAGCAGAUACGUUGUGAUACUAGGAUCGUGACAACAAAACAAGAUUAGCAGUCUUCCCAGGUCCUCCCAAUGUAUGCUACCAUAAGUCAUGGUUAGGCUCGCUCCCAUUUGCGACUAAUGACCAGCUUUUGCACUAGCCUUUCUCUCUGGCAUUUACCCAGGAGGGGGCAGGACCUAUCACGAAGUUUUAAACUUAACGUAUUGAAGGUUCAGCUUUCUGAUUUGAAUGUAUUUAUGUAGACCAGAAUAAAAUCUAUAUUGUACGAUC